AUGAUUACAGCUGUAAACAAAAUCAAAGCUCACCCAUCGAAUUCGCGACUUUCCAAACAGUUGUGUUCUGAAAAUGACAAAGAAUUUGAGAGGCUCCUACUGCACACAGGGGUGCUAUGGCUUUCUAAAGGAAACUGCUUUGCCCACCUUUUUAUACUCUUUACCCGUGUUGUUAAUUUCUUACAGACAGUGGAUUUGUUCCUAGCGGAACAACUUGCAGCCAUCAAGCUCCAUGUUGCCUACUUGGCUGACAUUCUCGUCAAGUUCAACAACCUGAACCUUCAACUGCAAGGUGAUGAAACCAACCUUGUCAAAUUCAAGUCCACCGUCUCUGGUUUCAUCAUGAAACUGCCCUUUUACCAGCGAAAUAUUCAAUACAAAGUCUUCAGUCAAUUUCCAAUCCUUAAAGAACUGGAAGAAUGCUCAUCUAAUGACACCCUUCUCUUUUCACAGAACAUCUCAAGAGCUUCAAAGCUGACAUAA
Molecule: messenger RNA, 483 nt
Organism: Octopus bimaculoides (California two-spot octopus)
Lineage: Eukaryota; Metazoa; Mollusca; Cephalopoda; Octopoda; Octopodidae
Product: protein ZBED8-like
Source: RefSeq, a predicted model, not a curated record